ACAUCAGGUGAAUUGGUUAUUAAUUCACCGGAAAUAGUCUUUAGCUCUGCCUAGUUCUUGGUAGCUAGUUGGGACGGUAAGUCCAACCCUCCCGUGUUUUCCAACUGUUUCGCAUUUGUUCCCAUAGCACCGAACAAGUGCAUCGAAAAUGCAUUUAACUAUUUUUGGGUAGACUACGUGCGCGGCAUCUGGAUCAGGAUUUUGGCCUAUGCGGGAGCUACAAGCAUACAUAGCUGCUGCUGCCACAUGCAGCAAGGGAGUAACUGAGCAAGUGAGCAACUGAGAUUUUUGGAUAUCAGUCACGUAACGGAUAUUUUCUUAUUGAUAUGCGAUUACCGCGCAUGCGCACGUACUGCAUACCACUAAGACAAUGGACACAUUUUUCUUUUGCAUAAAUUAAGCCGCCGAGCAAACACAAACAGCGAGGGAACCCGAAGGCCAGAUAAUAAAGAAUUUCAACGAGUCGAAGCCACCGCAAACAUGCUUAGAAUAAAACCAACAAGAACCCACCAGCAGCAGCAGCAGCAGCAGCAACAAUAAAAAAGAAAGGAAACCGCUCAGGAAAACUACCAGCGAAAACAAUUGCAACAUGCGGGAGGGAGACGACCACCUCGAUCAGGUAGCCAUAGCCCAUACGAUCCCAUCCGAUCCGAAGACCCUGUCCCCAGGAUCCUAGCGAACACUAUCACAGGGUACCGCAGAUACGAUACCCACUCGUUUCGGAUCGGUUCGGUUCCGUUCGCUUCGAUCGGUCACGUUCGGAUUGUACCUCGUAAAAGUUUCUUCCGUUUCGAUCGUUACUUUCAGUUGUUUGCGCACAUUCAAGCCAAUCGGUUGGCUCCGCUCGAUUCCAUCCACAAACUUUACGGAUUACGCUGGAUUCGAAUGAAGAUACCCACAGGAAGUGAUAUUAUUUCGACCGCAACUGUAAUCCAUAUGCACACGAUCGUGCCCAUCCAGAUACGAGAUCUUGCUGGCUGUUGAACUCAAGAGAAUCCACUUGAACCAUGGCAAAAGUGCAGAUCACGCUGGUGAUGAUCAUUGCGAUCGUCUCUGCCUCUGCGGACUUGGGAUGCGAUUAUGGCCAUCAUCGUUGCUUCAUCGAUGUUACUGUGGAAAACAGUAACCGCCAGCGGCACCUCCUCUCCGACAUGGACAUUACGCUGCAGUGCAUCCGACCCAUGGCCAAGUGGUUCUAUGAGGACAAGUUCCAACUGAAGGCUACCCUUCUGCGACUUGAACGAGCACAGUCCGGAAAUUCAGGGAACUACGGCUGCCUGGAUGGUCAGAACAGAUGGUACAAUAUUUCCUUGGUUGUGGGCCAUAAGGAGCCAGUUGGCAAUGACAUCGCCAGCUUUGUCAAGUUGGAAGAUGCACGUCCAGUCCCGGAGUCGGAUCUCUUUUUCCAGCCCCUGAAUGAUAGUCGCUCCCUAAAGUUGCUGCAACCACUACCCAAAACCGUCCAACGAACCGCCGGUGGUCUCUUCCAGUUGAGCUGCAGUCCCACGGAUCCGGAUGCAAAGGGUAUCAAUAUAUCCUGGCUGCACAAUGACACUCAAAUCCUUGGCGGACGUGGGCGGAUUAAGCUGAAAAGAUGGUCGCUGACAGUGGGGCAACUGCAGCCGGAGGAUGCUGGAAGCUAUCACUGUGAGCUGUGCGUGGAACAGGACUGCCAAAGGAGUAAUCCCACCCAACUGGAGGUGAUUAGCAGAAGUCACACAGUGCCCAUGCUGAAGCCGGGAUAUCCCCGCAAUGCCAGCAUUGCCCUUGGGGACAAUGUAGGCAUUGAGUGCCUCCUGGAGGACUCUGCCCUGGAGCCGAAGAUAACGUGGCUGCACAAGGGGUAUGAGGACAACAUCGAUGACCUGUUGCAGCGAUUAAGAGAGCAGUCCCAGCUACCGGUGGACGUUACCAAACUGAUUACCCGAAUGGAUGAGCCACAGGUACUGCGUCUGGGAAAUGUCGAAAUGGAGGAUGGCGGAUGGUACAUAUGCAUAGCCGAGAACCAGGUCGGACGCACUGUGGCCGCCGCCUAUCUGGAUCUGUACAGUCCUUUGGACACCACCACGGUUCGCACCACCACUACUAGCACCACAAUGGCCAGCCCAAUGCCCACGGCAGCCACUGCAGGAGAGGACACCGAUGAGGACGUGGAAAGUCCAGGAGCCGAGUCAUCCGGUGGUGUGGGUCCACCUGAGUGGAAAAAAGAGUUGAAUAAAUUGCAGCACUCAUUAUCGGGAAACACCGUCAAUCUUGCCUGCCCAGUGUAUGGGAAAGCGAACAUUACCUGGACGAAGGACAGGAAGCCGCUAAACCGUGCACUGGGCUCCUAUGUGCAAAAGAACUGGAACCUCCGUUUCGUGGAGGCCACCAGCGAGGACUCGGGCAUGUACAACUGUAAGGUGUGCAACGAGUGGGGCUGCAACCAGUUUGAAUUCAGCGUCCUAAUCAACGAUCGCACGAGAUCCGCGCCAAUCAUUGUGGUGCCGCAAAAUCAGACGGUGAAAGUCAAUGGCACCGUGGUGAUGAAGUGCACCGUCUACUCUGAUCUGCAUCCCACGGUCAGCUGGAAACGGGUUGUCCUCAAGAAUGCCACCCUGGACGGUCUUCAGUCUGUGCAGAUCCAAAGUCUUAACUUUACCGUGACGAACGACUCAGUGGUUCUAACGCUUCAAAAUGUGACCUUUGACCAGGAGGGUUGGUACACCUGUUUGGCCUCAAGCGGCCUGGGAAGGAGCAACUCCAGUGUGUACCUGAGGGUAGUGAGUCCACUGCCACCUUUGGAGAUCUAUGCCCUGCUGCACGCCCAUCCGCUUGGAUUUACCUUGGCCGCCAUUACCAUAGUGGCUCUGUUCCUUUUUGGCAGUGCCUUCAUAACGUUCAUGCUGCGUCGACUGCGGAGGGAGAAGCUGCUGAAGCUGCGCAUCGAAACGGUUCAUCAGUGGACCAAGAAGGUGAUCAUAUACCGACCGGGCGGAGAGGAAGGCAGUGGCUGCAGCUCCGGCGAUCUUCAGAUGCCAGUGAUAAGGAUCGAGAAGCAGCGAACGACCGUUUCCACAACGGGAACAGGCGGUACUGAUCCUGCCCAGGGCUUCAAUGAGUAUGAGUUCCCGCUGGACUCCAACUGGGAGAUUCCAAGGCAUCAGCUCAGCUUGGGCUCCAUCCUGGGCGAGGGUGCCUUUGGACGCGUAGUAAUGGCGGAAGCGGAGGGUCUGCCAAGGAGUCCACAACUGGCCGAAACCAUUGUGGCCGUCAAGAUGGUCAAGGAGGAGCACACGGAUACGGACAUGGCCAGUCUGGUGCGUGAAAUGGAGGUGAUGAAAAUGAUUGGCAAGCACAUAAACAUCAUCAAUCUCCUGGGCUGCUGCAGCCAGGGCGGUCCUCUGUGGGUGAUCGUGGAGUAUGCGCCACAUGGCAACCUCAAGGAUUUCCUCAAGCAGAAUCGACCGGGUGCUCCACAGCGACGGAGUGACAGCGAUGGCUAUCUGGAUGACAAGCCACUGAUUUGCACUCAACAACUUGGCGAAAAGGAGCUCACCAAGUUCGCGUUCCAAAUCGCUCGAGGAAUGGAGUACCUCGCUUCAAGACGGUGCAUUCAUCGCGAUCUGGCUGCCCGUAAUGUCCUUGUAAGCGAUGGCUACGUUAUGAAGAUCGCCGACUUUGGACUGGCAAGGGAUAUCCAAGAUACGGAGUAUUACCGGAAGAACACCAACGGGCGCUUGCCCAUCAAGUGGAUGGCGCCGGAGUCGCUGCAGGAGAAGAAGUACGACUCGCAGAGCGACGUCUGGAGCUAUGGUGUUCUGUUGUGGGAGAUCAUGACCUAUGGCGAUCAGCCAUACCCACACAUACUGUCCGCCGAGGAGCUCUACAGCUACCUGAUUACGGGUCAGCGCAUGGAGAAGCCGUCCAAGUGCUCACUGAACAUCUACGUGGUAAUGCGACAGUGCUGGCACUUUGAGUCCUGUGCACGACCCACGUUCGCGGAGCUGGUGGAGAGCUUCGAUGGGAUCCUGCAGCAGGCUAGUAGCAAUCCCAACGAUGCCUAUCUGGACCUCUCGAUGCCCAUGCUGGAGACGCCGCCCUCAUCGGGGGAUGAGGAUGAUGGCUCCGACACCGAAACAUUCCGGGAAACCUCCCCCCUUAGAUAUCAGUACACCUAUAAGUUUAAUUAGUCCGUACUUUAAGUAUAAGGAGACCAAAAAUAAUUCCAACGAGUCAAUCCGAUCCCAUCGAAGCAUCGCCAACCAUCAUCUCAUCCCAGAAAGUGCCAAAGAAAAGAUCGCAGAAGAAACAUUCGACGAAGUUAUUCCAAAUACCGCGAAAGUUAAGCACUAGGCUUCGCCUUGUUUAAAUUCAUGUUCUAUAUGAAUAAUAAAUUCGAUUUCCAAGAAGCACGCGAUGUUGGCUUAACGACAAAGACUUAAAUAGCAAUCUCAUUCUUUAAUCAUACAUAGUUCUUAUGUGUCUUAUGUAUAUGAGCAAUGUUUUGUACUGGGUCUUUGGGCUUCAUUUAUUUCAUAAUGUUUCUUGUUGAGCCAAUAAAAACGAAUUUGUUUUACUGUA
Messenger RNA from Drosophila yakuba, 4563 nucleotides. Its product is annotated as fibroblast growth factor receptor homolog 2. Gene Ontology annotation, molecular function: ATP binding; transmembrane receptor protein tyrosine kinase activity. Gene Ontology annotation, biological process: cell surface receptor protein tyrosine kinase signaling pathway; multicellular organism development; protein phosphorylation. The transcript has 3 exons. The coding region runs from base 1008 to 4172 and encodes 1054 amino acids. NCBI's taxonomy places the organism in Eukaryota, Metazoa, Arthropoda, Insecta, Diptera, Drosophilidae. Gene Ontology annotation, cellular component: signaling receptor complex. The record is from RefSeq and is a predicted model, not a curated record.